Molecule: messenger RNA, 1824 nt
Organism: Leishmania major strain Friedlin
Lineage: Eukaryota; Euglenozoa; Kinetoplastea; Trypanosomatida; Trypanosomatidae
Exons: 1
Coding region: 1-1824 (607 amino acids)
Source: RefSeq, a predicted model, not a curated record
AUGCAGCCGCUUAUGGCUUACCCUGGCUUCUUUCGCUUGACUGCUGCGGCGCGGGUGGCGCUCGUGGCGUUGUGUCUUGCUCUCGCCUUCCUGAGUGUGGCCGCUGUUGCUGCGCCUACCUUCUCCGCAUCGGCCACAGCCCAGCAGUAUAGGGACAGGCGCGUCGCGCACUUGCGCGCUGCUUUGCUCGACAAGGCACCGUAUCAUGUAGGGGCCCUACCCGAUCCACCGCUGGAGUGGGGCCUUCAUACGGCGUGCAAAAAGUUCGGCCGUGGCUGCCCGGACACCUACGUACAGUUUCUCGAGGAGCUCGUAGCCUUACUAGAGGGUGAGGUCGCCGAUGGAGACGGUUGCGACGUCGCAGGCGCGGUCGCAGCGAAGAGGAAAGGGGCGGAGCAUGCGACAUGCCAGGCUCAACCGGAGCUGGGCAGUAUCGCGGUGACACGAGUCGCGUCUGUUGUUGAGGCCCCCGAGCGGUGCAUCAACGGCGUGGACGACGGCGUUGCCGACGCUGCUGUCUCUCUUGCCGCACUCCUGCCGUGCGAUCUUCGACUUCCGCUGCAGUUGUCGUGGCUGUACGAGGCGCGGAAGCGUCUUGAGAACCUGCUCCAUCUCCUUGCCAUUCGCGAGUCUGAGCUCCGCAGAGACGGUGUCGCGCCGGCGCCGUUGCAGCGACUCUACCAUGUACCAUCUGCCGAGCACAUUCACUUGGUGGAGGACCUAGACGGCGCCGUAACGGCGCGGCUGCACACCGCUUGCGCUAUCGGCUCAGCGUCGUCGUCGGCGCCCCUGCCAGCGGGGUGGACGCUGCAGAAGUGGGAAGACGUGUACGGCUUGUGGUGUCGACAUGUCGAGCAACAGCAUCGAAAUCGACGAGAUGAUAGCUUGGGCGCAACUAGCGUGAUAGCAGCAUCUCCCUCCAGCUUGGUGCCUCUUCCUCGCAAGGCGUGGUAUUGCGUUGCACUCCACCACGCUACGCUGUACCUGCAGUUGCUCGUGCGCGCAGAUCAGCUUCUCGCCUGGGCUUGGGACUGGACCUUUUACACCGCAGUACCGAGCGCGUUUCUGGUGUGCGUUCUUCUCUGGCUCUGCGUGGGAGAUGCAUGGACAGAAGCGGCUGAGGCCUUUGUGGUGAAUGCGUCCGCGGUUACAGCUGAUGCCGCAGGGCAAGGCGACGGUGUGGUGAAGGAGGCUAGUGCGAGUAGGGACACCACACCUAGCGCAACACCGCACGAGUGUCGGCCGCCCUCGGCGACCACAGGAUCUCCCUCGACUCUGACCGCGAGCUCUGCCGUGCGUGGGGGCGAAGCAGCGCCGUCGCUGUCCCCCAUGGCGUCUGUCGCCCUCGCAGAGGGGCGGCGUGACACCCCGCUGGCAGGGUACGGCGCGGUGCCCGCCUCGGAGCAUUGCCCCCAUCAACACCAAGGACAGCUGGAAGGGCAGCAGCAGCGUCGCGCUGCUCUGCUACGCCGGCGUUUUGCCGUAUCUGCUCUCCAUCGCUCCCCGACACUCUUUCUUCUCAAGUUACGGCUGCUCCUGUGCCUCCUUGUGGCGGGUCAACUGCUGUGGAGCCUGUGGCGUGUCUUGGCUGCCAGCUAUGACGUGACCGCCUCAGCUGCCCCGCUCGUGCAGUUCUUUCUCCCGUCCUGGCUGCUGGUGUGCCUGAGCGCGUAUCUCGUUGUGCCACUGCAGAUGAUGGUGCUGGGGACAGCGUUGAAGGGCGCCCUAAACGCGCACGAAGAACUACUGUCUUUCCAAGCCAAGUGCGCAGCUGAGCAGCGUGCUCUUCUGAACGCUGCUGGCGUGCUUCCAUUGGGUGGCUGA